AUGUGGGACGGCCUUUUUAUGCUGCUCGCUUUGAGCACCAUUAUGGGCAUUGCCUCCUUCCUCGCCGGCAUUGUUCCGCUCUCCUUUAGCCUCUCUCCGCGUCAGCUCCGCAUCUUCACACUCCUGGGCACCGGCGUGCUAGUAGGGACCUCGCUCAUCGUCAUCAUACCGGAGGGAAUCGAGACCCUGUACAGCGCAGGAGCUAAAGCACGUUCGCAGGAUGCGAGGGUCAUACAACCUACUAUCCCUUCUCUGUCGGGCUCACAAACAGGAGUCAAGCACCCUGCUGAGUUCCCAACCUGGAGGAGGUCAGACGUAGUGGAUACUACCUUUCUGCAUGGCGGUGCGGUCAAGGCUUCAACUGGCGAUGUCCCUGGCGACAAAGCCAUUAUCGAUCUUCAGGUGAAGAAGACCAAGGACACCAAAGACAAGGAGAAGGAGAAAGCUGAAGAAGCGCAUCCGCAAAAGGGCGGCGACGACGACUCGACAGAGGGCCACAAAGAAGGACACACUCGCGUUCAUGCACCAGAAGACGACGAGGAAAGCCACAGCCAUUUAGGAGACGGAUACGACGAGAAACCCGGUCCACAUGCGUACAUAGGCGUCGCAUUGAUCCUUGGAUACAUCCUCAUGUUCCUUGUCGAUCACCUCCCGGAAGCAUUAUCCUCUGCGAAGCCAAAAUACCAACCCAUGCACAUCUCACUCUCGAAUCUAGCCCGGGGACCGCAUAAUUCGUCCUCCUUAAGCCUCAAUGGAAUGGGAGCCGCUAGUAACGCUGUCACGCCCCUGGCAACCCCAGGUCUACCUCCUUCCUCGUCUAAGAAGACCCCAUCAGCAACUAUCGGCCUUAUUGUUCAUGCUUGCGCCGACGGAAUUGCCUUAGGCGCAUCCUCAACUGCGCCCUCGACGUCUUUAUCGUUGGUCAUUUUCUUUGCCAUCAUGCUUCACAAGGCGCCCGCUGCGUUCGGGCUUACGUCCGUCCUUCUCAAGCAAGGCCUCUCGAAACGCAGAGCUCGAACUCAUCUUGCUUUCUUCAGUCUAGCAGCCCCAGCAGGCGCUCUUGCAACAUGGGCUAUCGUACACCUGUUCGGUCGCAACCGAUUAGGCGGAGACGACGGGUUGACUUGGACCACUGGUUGGGUCCUCUGCUUCUCUGGCGGUACUUUCUUAUACGUGGCGAUGCAAUCCAUGUCUGAAGCAACAUCAUCUCACCUUCACGAGGAUCCGAUCGCGAAUAGUUAUAUGGAUGCCUACCCCGGUGGCAACGGUCUGUCCAAGACCGAUAUCGCCAUCGUCAUGUUCGGCAUGCUGUUACCGCUCGUCUCACAGAUGGGUCACGCUCACUCGCAUGGGCACUAA
Messenger RNA from Cucurbitaria berberidis CBS 394.84, 1359 nucleotides. RefSeq names its product ZIP metal ion transporter-like protein. Lineage: Eukaryota; Fungi; Ascomycota; Dothideomycetes; Pleosporales; Cucurbitariaceae. The transcript is spliced from 3 exons. Gene Ontology annotation, cellular component: membrane. Gene Ontology annotation, molecular function: metal ion transmembrane transporter activity. The record is from RefSeq and is a predicted model, not a curated record. Gene Ontology annotation, biological process: transmembrane transport; zinc ion transport. Bases 1 to 1359 code for a protein of 452 amino acids.